AUGCCUCGGGCUCAUAAGCGCAAGGGCCGUGCCCCUAAGAAAAGUCGCCAUACUGGACAGGACGCCCAGGCUCACAGGGCAGCUCAGGGAGGGACCGAAUUGGCAGAAGAGCCCUCCUCUUCUUCUCCUGUUCUUGAGGACAUUCCACGGAGCUCAUCUGCUGCUGUGUCAGGUACCCCUCCCCCAAGACCCAGCAGCCCUCCCUCCACCAGCACGACUUCUGGACGUGUUCCUGACACCAGACCUCAUGAGGGUGACGACAGCCAAGGCGAGGAAGAGCAACAGCCACCUUCCUCGGGGGUCACACCCUCCGCUGACAGAUCACACAGUGAUGCUUUAGCCACGAAGGUGGAUUUGUUGGAGCAGUUCCUGCUCUACAAGUAUAAAAUGAAACAGCCCAUCAUGAAGGCAGACAUGCUGAUGGUGGUUAACACCAAGUGCCCACACCUGUUUGCAGAAAUCCUCCAGGGAGCCUCUCGCAGCAUUGAGGCUCUCUUUGCGGUGGAAGUGAAGGAAAUCAACUCAACCUGUCAAUCCUAUGACCUCGUCAGCAAACUCAAACUGCCCAACAAUGGGAGGGUGCGCCCUGGCAGGGGCUUACCCAAGACCGGUCUGCUGAUGACUCUCCUGGGUGUGAUCUUCAUGAAGGGCAACCGGGCCACCGAGGAAGACGUCUGGAAAUUCCUGAACACCAUGCGGAUCUAUGCUGGGAGGAAGCACUUCAUCUACGGAGAGCCCAGGAAGCUCAUCACCAAGGAUUUAGUGAGGCUGCAGUACCUGGAGUACCGGAGGCUGCCUGACACUGAUCCUGCACGCUACGAAUUCCUGUGGGGUCCAAAAGCCCAUGCUGAAACCAGCAAAAUGAAAGUCCUGGAGUUUGUGGCCAAGGCCCGUGACACCGUGCCUACUGCCUUCCCAUCCCAGUAUGAAGAGGCUUUGCGAGAUCAGGAAGAGAGCCCGAGUCGGAACUGCUGCCACCCCAGGAGCUACUGCCAGAGCCAGACUCAGGUCAUGCACAUGUCCAGCUGCUUCCUCACUCCUACUCAAAUCCAAGGACAUUUGCUAUCCAGAAGAGAACCUAAGCCACCAUGACAGGAGCUGCCUUUAAAAUGGGGAAGAAUCUCACAGACCAAGGGUUGGGCUAAUGCAACAUUAAAAAAAAACUUACCCAUCUCGGUUUUCCUCAUUUCCU
Oryctolagus cuniculus (rabbit) is the source of this 1192-nucleotide messenger RNA. NCBI's taxonomy places the organism in Eukaryota, Metazoa, Chordata, Mammalia, Lagomorpha, Leporidae. The record is from RefSeq and is a predicted model, not a curated record.